Molecule: messenger RNA, 7028 nt
Organism: Linum trigynum
Lineage: Eukaryota; Viridiplantae; Streptophyta; Magnoliopsida; Malpighiales; Linaceae
Source: the annotation of a GenBank genome assembly
GGUCUGAGGCUAAUCUUCACCGAUGAUUAAGCUUAUUAAGCACCGAUUUGGACGAAUUUUUUCCGGGAUCAUUUUAGGCAGAUUCCAAAUGGGUACCAUCAUAGAUUUCAUGCGCUUUUUUCGAAAGGCCAUUAUCCUAUGAUUUUGAAGGCUACAGAUCACGGAUUUAGCGUGAGGCUAUUCUCCACUGAUGAUUAAGUCUAUUAAGCAUCGGUUUAGGUGGAUACUUUUCGGAGGGCAUUUUGGUAAAUUUUUUAGCGAUUUUUGGAAAUUUAAUUUUUCUUAGAUUUUGAAGGCUACAGUUCACAAAUUCACCCUGAAAGCUAUUCUUCAUUGAUGAUUAAGUAUAUUAAGCACCGAUUUGUAUUGAUUUUUUCCGAGGCCAUUUUUGGCAAAUUCCCAAACCAAAGGAGUAUCGUCACAAAUUUCAGGUGAAUUUUUUGAAAUGUCAUUUUUCUUGGAAUUUGAAGGCUACAAAUCACGGAUUCGGCUUGAGGCUAUUCUCCACCGAUGAUUAAGUCUAUUAAGCACACAUAAUUAUUUCGGUGGGCAUUUUCAUUACUUUUUGGGCGAUUUUUGGAAAGACCAUUUUUUUGGAUUUUGAAAAAUACGAAUCACAGAUUCAGUCUGAGGCUAUUCUACACUGAUGAUUAAGUCUAUUAAGCACCGAUUUGGGCGGAUUUUUUCCUCAGUCAUUUUUGGCAGAUUCCAAAGGAAAAUGGCCACCCGAAAAUAAAUUUGCAAAAAUAAAGGCUUAAUGGACUUAAUCAUAGGUAGAGAAUGGGAUCAAUAGGCUUCAUUAUCGGCAGAGAAUAGCCUCGGGCAGAAUUCACGAUCUCUAUAGCCUCAAAAAUUGAAAGAAAAUGGCAUUUCGGAAAAAUCGCCCGAAAUCUAUGAUGGUACCCCUUCGGGCUCAUUUUUACAAUUUUUACCCCCGGUUUGCUUAGUCGUUUGAAGCAUUUUUACUCCGACAGGUUUGAUUUUACGCUGGGUUGUGCCUUGUCUUGGUGUUUUUCAGACUUUUGCAGGUGGAACCAACCCCACAGUCGAAAGUUGGACAAAAGGGCGAAAAAUAAAGUAAACCGUGAAAAUAGCAGCAGAUCACGGUUAGGGAUGGCAACAAAACCCGAACCCACGGGUACCCAUCCGACCCAACCCGGUCAACGCGGGUAAAACCCGUGUUGACGGGUUUUAGGCCGGGUUCGGGUUUAAACCCGCUACACUAUUCACCGGGUUGAGUUGGGUUUGGGUUUAGGUAAAGCCGCCCCAUGGGUACCCGCCCACACAUAUAAUUACUUUUCCGGUAUAUUUAAUAUUCUAAAUAAUAUAUCUUCUUUAAACAACUAAUAUUAUUUAUUUUUGUGGAGACAUGUAUAAUUUGUUCUUUCUAAUUAUUUAGAAUGAAGUUGAUAUUAUGGAGUGGAGAGUGAAGAAACUUAUUUGACGAGGAAGAAGAUUUCAAUUAAUCUUGUUGUUUAUAGAUGUUUAUCUUUAAUUUUGAACAAUUUGUAUUGAUCAUUUGCGGUUUGCUUGUAUGUUCUAGAUUGGUAUUUUUUGUAUGAAUAAUUUGUAUGAGAAAAUUGAUGUUAAACUUUUAUUUUGAAAGAAAUUUGUUAUUAUAAAUUUUUUACCACAAAAACCCACGGGUACCCAUGAGCCCGCGGAUACCCAGCGGGUUGGGUUGGGUUUGAGUUUUUCAAACCCAACGGGUUUUACCCCCGGUUUUUUUGGCGAAUAAACCCAUGGGUUUGGGUUUGACAAAACCCGCCCCAACCCGACCCAUUGCCAUCCCUAAUCACGGUUUGGGCUGUGAGUUCACGGUCACUAAGACUGUGAACUGGAGGCGAUUCCUGCGAAGAGCCAGGCAUCCAGAGCACAAAUGGUUUUCACUGGACACGAGUCAGUUCACGGUCGUAACCGUGAACUGAGGCCAUUGCUCGUGAACAGCGAUUAGUCAUGCGGUGCGUUUCGACUUUGGUUCACGGUCUGGGCUUGCAGUUCACGGCCGUGAACUGAGCCCGAUCUGGGUAUAUAAAGGAGAUUGAGCCAAAUGAGAAAGGGGGGGGGGAGAUCUAGUGUGAGAAACUUCUUCUUCAAAUUCUAGAGUGAGAAAGUGACGAACCAAGGAAGAGGAGAAGCUAGGGUUUCAUCUUCAAGCAAGGAAUUGGGAAUUCCUCUCCCAAAUGAGGAUCUCUUCAACACAAGGAGUAAGGCUAGCAUCUCUUUGAUGGUUUUCCUUCUUCUCUCUUGUGUUUUCCCUUCUCCUAGAAUGAGUAGUCCCUUCUUUCACUUGGGUGUUUGUAAACCCUAGCUACAAUUAUGUGAAUGCUUGUAUGGAUUGAAUGAUUUGUGUGUGGUUGUGUUUAAUGUGAAUGUGGAUGUAUUAUUCAUGAAUGAUUGUGUUGUGUGAAAGCCUAUCAAUCUAAUUGUCAUUCUAACCUAGGUAGAGAGAAAACCCCCUUCCUUUCUUUGAAAGAGGCUUGAAUGCUGGGUUUUCUUAGGAAAUUCAUUGUCUCCUAGUUAGGUUAAUGUAGGGCAAACCUCUUAUUUCGUAUUAGCACAUAAGGUUUGGUUGUGGGUGGCUGUCUGAGCUCCGAUUCGAGGGUAAAGUCUAGCCAAUCCUUAGUCGAUAGGUCGAGAGAGUGACGUUGGUGGCUUGGAUCGUAUCCCCUUCCCUCGACCUAGAGACUAAGAGAGUGGCGCUUGGCUACUUGUUACACUUCCCUACGGUUUACAACCCCCUCACCGCAUGACCAUUAGAUCCAACAAGUCGUAAUUUCUAGCUAGGGGGAGAAACAUCCGAGUAAAGUCUUCUCAAUUAGUGUCAAAUCCAUUUACUUUUGCAAACGUUUUAGCUUUAGAUUGUUGUUUUCACCAAAAAUCAACCGCUAGAUAAUGUUACAAGCAAUCGAAGUAGGGGUACAUGAACCGGUCUGGAUCGAUAUUUAAACAUAAUUGCCCUGUACUGCACCUAGUUAAGGUUUAUACUUGGGCCUUAAUUGGUAGUUUUAAAGUGGUGCAUUCGGGUUGAGUCAAGUUUUUGGCGUCGUUGCCAGGGAUCAAAAACGGUCAUUAUUUUGAAAAGAUUGUUUGGUGUUAAUCUAGCAUUUACUUUUCGCUUUGUGUGUGAAUCUUGCUUGUGCUAGACGUGUUGUGGUUCUUUUGAGUGUGUGCAGGGAGGUGUAUGACCCGGAGUAAUCUGACACCUUUGGCGCCACUAGACGAGGAUCUCAACCGCACUCUCCGACACUUGGAUCGUGAGAGGGAACUAGCGGAGGCAAGAAGGGGGAUAAAAGAGGAAGUUAUAGUUGAGGAAGGGGUUGAUUUCGAAGAGGAAAGAAGUGAAGCCGAGAUGGCGGCUAAUCGACCCUCUCAAGGAGGAGCGGGCACGGAGGAGAAACCGAGUACCAUGCUCUAUUACAUGGCUCUAAGGUCGGCGGAUAUUCAACCCACAAUUCGAUAUCCACCCGAGGCCGCCAACAAUUUUGAGAUCAAGUCCGCCCUUGUCACCAUGAUUCAGAAUAAUGCCUUAUUCCAUGGGCUUAGCAAUGAGUCUCCAAGGGAGCAUGAUCAGAAGUUCAUUAAACUUAGGGGUGGGUAACGGGAAACGAGUAUUUGGGUAUACUCGACCAUUUUUUGAGGGUUACGGGUACCCAAAUACCCGUAAUUUUUUUUAUGGGAUGGGACUUGGGAUCAACAAUCACCACUUUGGGUACCUGCGGGUUACUGUUUGGGUAUUACGGGUACCUGUUAUACCCAUUAGUCAAAAGGGUUUGGUAGCUUACUUGUGUGUAGAGUUUGGCAAAGAUUUUAUAAGAUGAUCAAUUUAAUGAAGAAGCCAUCCUUAGUGUACUAGGAAGUGCUGCCACUUUGUUGGUUCACGAUGAUGAGGUUGGUGAUUGUGGAGCAAGGGUCGUUGUAUUAGCAAGUUGACAUGUAAGCCUUAACCGGACCCUCUCGCCUCUCCACCGACACCCUCUCCUUUUUACACACUAAUUAUCUCUUCACUACCCUAAAUAACUACCCAAAAACAUAUAAAAGCAAGCAACAAUGGUCAACCAACUGUUGUUGCUUGCUAACGUGGUGGAGCUCAUAAGGUGGAAGCGGUUAAUCAACUGCUGUUGUCGUUCAUCACCAAGAUUAGUACGAAUGACAGAGCAGACAUCGAGAAUAUAAUUCAAUGUGAAAGAGCAAGUCUAAGCAACAAAAGAUGUAUUUAUUGACGGGUAUUUACGGGUAGCAUGGGUACCCGUUAUCCGUCCCGUACGGAUAAUGGGUACCCGUUAACCCAUACGGGUUUGGGACAUGAGAUGAAGAUUGUUCUUCGAAUGGGAUUGGGUACCCCUUUCAAACGGGACGGGAUACCUGUCCCGUCCCGUCCCGUUGCCCACACUUAAUUGAACUUGCGGGGAGUUUGAAGAUCAAUGGUGUCCCCGAGGAUGCUUUGAAGUUGAGGCUAUUCCCCUACUCUCUUGCGGGGAAUACCUCUCGGUGGCUCAACAAUAGGCCGACUCUCUCGAUCACUUCGUGGGAUGAUAUGCUCAACAAGUUUAUGAGUCAUUAUUGCCCACCUUCAAAGAUGGCGGGGUGGCGCAAGAAGAUCACCCAUUUUGAGCAAGAGGAAGAUGAGACACUGAGGGAUGCGUGGUAAAGGUACUCCGAUUACUUCCUCCAAUGCCCACAUCAUGGAUUCGAGGAGAAAUUCCGGAUUGAGACCUUCUAUGGUGGUCUCCACACCAAGACGACAAGAUCCUCAUUGACUCCUUAUGUAAAGAGAUGGAAAGUAAAGGGUAUGAUUGGGUUGCUUGAAGAAAUGGAAAGUAAAGGGUAUGAUUGGGGCUUGACAAGAAGUGAAAAGAGAAGCACCGCAAGGGGAGUGCAAAGUGUAGGAGUGAGUCCCCCGCUUGAAGCCAAGAUUGAUCGUUUGAUUGAGGCACUCUUAGAGGACAAUAAGCAUGGGAAGAGGCCGGUGAUGGCGUGUGAUUGGUGUUCAAGUACCAACCACGAGAUUUUGGAUUAUUAAAUGAUGAAGGAAUCAAGCACACCCGAGGAGCAUGUGAGUUUCAUUGCCAAUGCUAGGGGGGAACAACCCCUAUAGCAACACUUACAACCCGGGGUGUUGAAACCAUCCGAAUUUCUCGGUCUUCUCCGACCAAUCCAAGACCCCCCGGUUUCCAAGGACAAACGGAAAAUUAUCAACCAAGGCCUACCUUCAUUCAGCAAAGCCGCAAUUCCAUGGCUCUAACUUCCAACAACCGUUUCAAGCUCAAGGAGGGGUACAUGAACCGACAUGGGUCGAUAUUUAAACAUACUUGCCCUGUACUGCACCCAGUUAAGGUUUAUACUUGGGCCUUAAUUGGGAGUUUUAAAGUGGUACAUUCAGGUUGAGUCAGGAGCCUUCCAAUCCAAGGAAAAUGGCAUUUCGAAAAAAAUCACCCAAAAAUGUACGAAAAUGUCAUCCGAAAAUAUAUUCGCCCAAAUCGGUUCUUAAGGGACUUAAUAAUCGAUGGAGAAUAGGAUCAAUAGACCUCAUUAUCUGUGGAGAAUAGCCUCGGGCUGAAUCCGUGAUCAGUAGCCUCCAAAAUAGAAACAAAAUCGUUUUUCGAAAAAAAUCGCCUGAAAUCAGUGAUGGUGUACCCCCUUUGGAAUCUACAAAAUAGGACCCGGAAGUAAUUCGUCCAAAUUGGUGCUUAAUGGACUUAAUCAUCGUUAAGAAUAGAUUUAUGGUGAAGCCGUGAUCUGUAGCCUUCAAAAUAGAAGGAAAAUGGUCUUCAAAAAAGAAAUCGGCCAAAAAAUUACUAAAAUGCCAUCCGAAAGUAAAUUUGCCAAAAUAGGUGAUUAAUGGACUUAAUCAUCGGUGCAGAAUCGGAUCAAUAGACUUUAUUAUCGGUGGAGAAUAGCCUCAGAAUAAAUCUGCGAUUUGUAGCAUCCAAAAUUGAAAGAAAAUGGCAUUUCGGGAAAAUCGCUUGAAAUCUAUGAUGCUACCCCUUUGGAAUAUGUCAAAAAUGGACCCGGAAGAAAUUUGCCCAAACUGGUGCUUUAUGGACUCAAUCACCGUUGAAGAAUAGUCUCAGGCCAAAUCAGUGAUCUGUAGCCUUCAAAAUCCAAGAAAAAUGGCAUUUUAAAAAAACAACAAAAAUUUUAUGAAAAUAUCAUCCGAAAAUUUAUUCCCCUAAAUAUGUGCUUAAUGGACUUAAUCGUCGGUGGAGAAUAGGAUCAACAAACUUCAUCAUCGGCGGAGAAUAGACUCGGGCCAAAUCCAUGAUCUGUAGCUUUCAAAAUUGAAAUAAAUUGCAUUUCGGAAAAAUCGCUCGAAACUGUGAUGGUACCCCUUUCGAAUCCGCCAAAAAUAGACCCAAAAGAAAUUCCUAGAAAUUUGUGCUUAAUGGACUUAAUUAGUUGUGAAGAAUAGUCUGAGGCCGAUUCUCUGAUUUGUAGUCUUCAAAAUAUAAAAACAUAGCCUAAUGAAAAACAUCACCCAAAAAGUUACAAAAAUGUCAUCUGAAAAUAAAUCCGCGCAAAUUGGUACUUGAUGGACUUAAUCAUCGGUGGAGAAUAGGAUCAAUAGACUUCAUCAUCGGCGGAGAAUAGUCUCGGGCAAAAUCCGUGAUCUUUAGCCUUCAAAAUGGAAGGAAAACGAAAUUACAAAAAAAAAAAUCGUUUCGAAAUCAAUAUGGUACCCCUUUGCAAUCUACCCAAAAAUGGACCCAGAUGUAUUCCACCCAAAUUGUUGCUUAAUGGUUUUUUCAUCAUUGAGGAAUUGCCUCAGGCCGAAUUCAUUAUCUAUAGCCUUCAAAAUACAAGUAAAAUGGCCUUUCAACAAAACCACGCAAAAAGUUAUGAAAAUGUCAUCCGAUUAUAUAUUCGUCCAAAUCUGUACUUGAUGGACUUGAUAAUUGGUGGAGAAUAAGAUCAAUAUACUUCAUUAUCGGUGGAGAAUAGCCUCGGGUUGAAUCCGUGAUCCGUAGCAUCCAAAAUUGAAAGAAAAUAACAUUUAAAAAAAAUUGCGAUAAAUCUAUGAUGGUGUU